This is a messenger RNA of Paraphaeosphaeria sporulosa, 606 nucleotides long. RefSeq lists its product as uncharacterized. Lineage: Eukaryota; Fungi; Ascomycota; Dothideomycetes; Pleosporales; Didymosphaeriaceae. The transcript is spliced from 2 exons. The coding region runs from base 1 to 606 and encodes 201 amino acids. The record is from RefSeq and is a predicted model, not a curated record.
AUGUCGCAUCUAACAGUAGAGGCGAAAGCCGCCGUCAAAGACAACUUGCAGCUAGAGUUAAAGGCACGCGCCGAGAAGCUUGUCGCUAUGAGCGAGGCCCAAGUCGCGAGUCUGCGCUCCCGCCUGGAACGACGCGUCAACCGCAUACCCAACAGCAAGCGCACCAUGACCCUGUUAGAACUACUCGAGCCAUCUGCUAGCGGUCUUACGAAAGUCGCUAGAACCUCGCCGCUCAAGAAAGAAGCUGCCCCAAAUGCCGUACUCGCGCCGGUACCAACUCGUACAGCAACACAACCCGCUGCGCGCAAGACCAGAGCAGCGCCUGCAAAGGCCGCACCGGCUGCACAAGUCGCACCGAAGCCGGCCCAAAAAGCCACUGUUCGUGGCAAGAAGCGCCCGUCAGAUGAUGGAGAUAAAGAGAACGAGGAACUGAGCGUCCCGAAGAAGCGCGUAAAAGCCAUGGCCAAGCCUGCAGCACCAGCGCCUGCACCAGCUGCGCGUAGCACUCGCGCUGCUUCCAAAAAGGUUGCACCAUCAGCGAACCACGUCCUAUCGCCAAAGCCCACCAACAGUCGGCCCGCUACUCGCACCCGUCGCGUGCGUUGA